Molecule: messenger RNA, 3929 nt
Organism: Thunnus maccoyii (southern bluefin tuna)
Lineage: Eukaryota; Metazoa; Chordata; Actinopteri; Scombriformes; Scombridae
Gene: tp53inp1
Product: tumor protein p53 inducible nuclear protein 1
Exons: 4
Coding region: 553-1437 (294 amino acids)
Biological process (GO): autophagosome assembly; positive regulation of DNA-templated transcription
Cellular component (GO): autophagosome; nucleus
Source: RefSeq, a predicted model, not a curated record
CCAAGCCCGUCCCCUCCGAUAGGCUGUCCUUGGCGACGUCACGGCGAUCAGCUGUUGGAGCCCCACAACAACAACAAAAGAAAGAGCAGUCGGGGGACUGAAGGAAGGAAGCUGAACCGCACUGUGACUCCCGAUGUAAAGAAAAAAUAAAAAAACCCCGAAAUUAACAUUUUUUAUAUUUUAUUUCUUCCGCGAAGAAACCUCAAGUUUUUCUAUUUUUCGAAAAGUAACGUCUCUACCUCAGUUUUAAAGGAUUUUAAUCACGAUUUCAGCUCGUUUACAUCCUCUGCUUCUGCCGCAGGACUUUGUUUUGUACUUUUGCACUCGUUGACUCGAUCGUGACGUUGAGCGAUGUCCAGCCUGCUCCUGCUGGCCCUCAGAUGAUCCAUGACCACACGCUGUUGAUGCACUUUAGCACCUUUCCGGAGCCCUUCCCUCGCCGUGAACCCCGCAGCUGAUGACCAAAGUGCCCGCCACGCCCCCCCGCCGUCGCCCCGAGCCACGCGCCUCCUCCUCCUCCCUCCACCUAACGCCCCCCCGCGACGUCCCGGGAUGUUCCAGAGGUUCGCCAGCGCUCUGUUCGGGGACGACGUGGAGGAGCUGAGUCGAUGCAGCAGACCCGGAGACGGCAAAGAGGAAGAGGAGGAGGAUGAAGACUGGAUCCUGGUCAACUACCUGGCUGAAGCCUGCUCCAGUCAGUGUGGCGACGGCCGCUCCGGAUCCACCGUCAGCCCAGAGGAAGAGGAGGAGGAUGAAGAGGAGGAAGACCUGGUGAUGAUCCCCUCCCCGAUGGCCAGCCCCCCCAUCCGCUACGCUUCCUGCACCUCCCUCAACUCCACGGCCGACACCGACCCGGACGGCGGCGCCGAGGAGGAGGAGGACGAAGAGGAGGACGAGGAAGAGGAGGAGAGCGGGUUCCUGCGCCUGGACGCCUGCUCUCUGGAGGAGAGCUGGUUCGUCACCCCGCCGCCCUGCUUCACCGGCCGCGGCAGCCAGCCCGUCCUCCUGGAGACCAGCCCCCUGGAGAACCUGCUGAUCGAACACCCCAGCAUGUCCGUCUACGCCCACCACAGCCCCCCCCGGCUGACCCUCGACCCCCUGCCCCGCUCCCUCGACCUGGAGCUGGGCUUGUUGCCCAGCAACGUGCCCAACGCCCCGACGGCCUCAGGUGGGAAAGAGAAAGGCAGACGCACGCUGGACGGGCCUCGUCACAGGCCAGACGUGGCGGUCGUCCAGCGUCGCUCCAGCCUCCACUCUGCCUGCUACGCCGCGGCGCUGUCGGCCCGCGCCGGCCUCUUGCAGCAGCGGCCGGGCCUCGCCGCCCAGCACGCCCAGCCGCUGUCCCGCAACGCCCUGCGACGCCUCAACCUGCUGCGCCCCCCGAAGGCCAGCACCAUGCACCUGCACCAGCCCAACCAGAGACACCUCAACUUCUGAUGAGGCCCCCCACCCCUCCCCUCCCCUCCCGGCAGCAUCACCUUCAUCAUCAUCAUCAUCAUCAUCAUCAUCAUCAACCUCGACCCUGAUCCUUUAAGCAGUAUAAACUAACACUGGUCACACACACACCAGCAACAAGUCGAUCUACAUCAUCAGUUACACACCGCAGUCUCUAAUCAGAUGGUGAAACAGGGAACAUGGCUGCUUGUUUAUCUUUUAAAUCUUAUCAGCUCAUGUGGCCAGCAGGUAUAAAGUUUGCCCCCUCUUCCUCUUCUUCCUCCUCCUCCUCCUCUUCCUCUUCCUCCUCUUCCUCCUUCAUACUGAUGCUGAGAAGAAGGGAUGUGAAAAGAAAAAGGUCAUCAUGUGUCCUCCUUCCUGUCUCCCUCUCUCUGUUUGUGUCCAAUCACAGCGAGGAAGAGUUGCCACGACGACGUCUACUUCCCUCUCUUUAUCCCUUUCUUCUUCUUCUUCUUCUUCUUCUUCUUCUUCUUCUUCUUCAUGGACAACUUAUAUGUGUAGAAUCAAUGCUGUAGGUCACUUUACUCGGCGGCAGGUUCGCAGAGCGCCCGAGGCAGGAUGGCGGCGAUGGUGAUGUCACAGUGAUGUCAUAGCAGGGGUUGCGUGGUCUCCUGACUGUCUGGCAACCUUUUUAGGCAACUUCUCAGGACAUCAGGAGACGUUUCAGACCCCUAAAAUCACUUGAACAUGUUGCAGUUUUGCCCAAAAAGUUGUCAGUCGUGAUGUUUUGAAAUUAAUGAGUCGCUGUUACCUUUUUUAAAGGAAAAAUCCCCUCAAACCAUCUCGACACUGUUUUUAAUCUGUAAUCUGUAUUUGUCGGCUUGUCUUGUGAGAUCUUACAGUUCCCAGAAUGCCUUUCAGCUAGUCUAAUAAAGGGAUAUUCUGUGAAUUUUUACAUGUCAAAGUCAACUUAACACAGUUUUCUGACGUGAUGUCAUCGCGGUUACCUCAGUUUGUAGACUACAACUUUAUAACAGAAAGCAGGGCGUCUAAUGGAAAGAUGCUAUCGAGUUGCAUUAUGGGAAAUGUAGGAUGCAGUGUUUGUGGAGCUUAAUAGGGACUAAAACUCAGGAUAUUUCAGCUUCUGCUGCUUCAAUUGCAAAAGCCCCUAAACUCUCUGGAAGUGCAAUAUUACAUGACUGUAGAACUUUAAAUAUAAAACCUUCAUUUUCAGGUUGUUUUUUUUUUUUAAAGAAUUUCUUGCUGAGAAAAACCUAAAGUAUUUAAUUUCUUUCCGUAGUAGCAACUACUGCCGACGGUUUGCAACAAAACAUUCAUUCCACCUCUGUUUAUGUUUAGAAAAAAUCUAUUUUUGCAGAGCUGAACGCGAGCCGCCAGGUGUGAGCGAGUUGCAUCCGGCCUGAUAUCUGAAACAUGAGAAACAGAACAGAGAAGUUAACGAGUCAACAAAAUGUUUUCUCACUCAAACCGGAGCGUUUCUCGUAGCUGCUCGGUAUUCUGGUUUAUUUCCUGUGAGUACAGAUACAGAUUUUUAGUUUCUGUGUGUUUCUUCCCUUUAUGAUCAUCGACUUCGGUUCAAGAAACUUAAACUGCAAAAAAUAUUGAGGAACUGAAACCAAAAGAAAAGAAAAACACAGUAAGUAAUGAAGUCAGCGAUGCAAAACCAUUCAGUAACCUCUGUCAACAGCCUUACAGCAUUUUAAGGGGAUUUUUCCUUUAAUUUCCUGCCUUCAAAUGUAAAAAAAAAAAUCUGCUCUCCUGCAGCGUCACCCUGCUGUUAAACACGGCUCGUCCUGCGGCGGCGGCGGCGGCGGCGGCUGAACCUGCCUCUGACUUUGUAAUUCAGUACUUUUCACAAUAUUUUCUUGAAAAAAGAAAGAAAAAAAAAAUUACUGGGUUAAAUAUCACUAAACGCCUUGUUUUAACGGUAGCUUUGAGAUGAAUAGAAAUGUUAAAAAAAAAAAAAUGUAUUUAAAAAAAAAAACUUCCAAAAUAUUUUUGAAAAGAAAAAAACAAAUUACAUAUCAGUAUGAAGUUGGUAUAUAUGCGUCUACGGUUUCUUGCUUAGGUAUGUUUGGUUAUGUUAGUUUGCAAAUCUGUUGCAUGGUUGUAGAGUUGUGUUAGUGUUACGAUGGUUGGAAAAAAAAAGAAAAGAAAAUGGAAAAAUUUUUCUUUUUAUUAAUUUUUUUUUGUUCUUAAGAAAAAAAAAAUCUGCAGUCCACUUCUCAGGGUCACAACCAAUCACCUUUACACUUUAGGAAAAUGCAGAUUUACUUGACGGCUGAUGAUUCUUUGUGCGUGCUCGGACUUUUUUUCCAGCUCUGUCCCCGGCGAGCUUUCCCUCGUGAAAAUGUUUGUGAGAAAUAAUCAACUUUUUUUGGUUUUAUAGUGUCUCAGAAUCUUAUCUUGGUCCCAGGACUGUGAAAAUGAACUAUUGACGCUCUCAGUCGACUGUUGGAAAUCCAUCAAGAUGGAGAGAAACUGUUGGUCUUUUUUUUUUUUUUUUUCAGCAA